AUGAAGAGCAAAAGCCUGCCAAGAAUUCUGGAGUUGCCAGAAUCCAGUAACUCAACGGGGAAGCAUGAACCCCCUAGCAUAUUGACGAGCCCUGAGUUGGACAAGGUUGAGCCAGAGACCAGUUCUCCGUUACCACCUCUCAAAGAUCGCAAGCGCAACGAUACCCCUGCAAGAUCUCCCGACGUCCUGCGAAGUCCUAAUCUGGACCCUCAAGAUUCUCGCGUAACAGUGGCUGACUUUGCGGAGCCUCAUCGACUCAGCCAAGACCUCAAGAAGCCAGUUGGAAUGAAGCAAUAUCCCCAUACCGUUCACAACGAUCCUCUUUUCGGAAUUGCCGAAGAGGUUCACCUCCAUACCGUCCAUGACGACCCUACGAUGGAAGUGGCACGCCCGCUGGUUCCUCAUCAAAUCACCAUAGAUCCCAGGGCACCAGUGUCAAAAGCGACGGCCCCUCACAGCAUCCAUCGCGACCUCACUGCCAAGGUGGCUGAAAACCCAAAGCAACAUUCGGUUCAUGAUGACCAGACCAGCAAUAUUUCCAAUCCUGUUUACGAUCAUAGGCUCAGCCAAGACCAUGUGGCCCCGGUGAGCACAGGAACGAAUCCUCACAGUGUUCAUGAUGACCAGACAGUGGGCAUUCCUGGACAGCCAGCCUCGCAUUCCCUCAGCGUAGAUCCAACAAUGGCUCAGCCAGAGCAAGCCGCUCCUCACAGUAACCAUGAUGACUCUAAGGUCAAGGCUACCGAAGGCGAACCGAAGCAACAUACCAUGCAGACCAGCUCCGCGGCUAGGGCACCCCGGAAGAGGCCGAGUGGGCACCAGCUCGGAGAUAUUGGGCGUUCUGCAACAGCUCCGGCAGAACUUGACAACAAGUCUACAACGGGCAGCAUCGAUUCUUCCGCACAAGUAGCGGGAGGGGACAAGUAA
Messenger RNA from Colletotrichum graminicola M1.001, 927 nucleotides. RefSeq lists its product as uncharacterized. The record is from RefSeq and is a predicted model, not a curated record. The transcript has a single exon. NCBI's taxonomy places the organism in Eukaryota, Fungi, Ascomycota, Sordariomycetes, Glomerellales, Glomerellaceae. The coding region runs from base 1 to 927 and encodes 308 amino acids.